Messenger RNA from Medioppia subpectinata, 2129 nucleotides. NCBI's taxonomy places the organism in Eukaryota, Metazoa, Arthropoda, Arachnida, Sarcoptiformes, Oppiidae. The record is from the annotation of a GenBank genome assembly.
GUAAAUAUUAUGCAAUUUUUAUAUCCAAUUGUUAUCACAUUUUUUACAUUGAAUUUCUAUUUUAUAACAAAUACUUCAUUUGAUCCCAAGAUAUGACACAACAGAUGAAACACAAGAAGAUAUUAACGAUAACUAUAGAUGACAGCGAAGAUGAGGUCGAAGACAAUGUCAGGCAACAGACACAAAUGUAUGCGAAGAAUUCAAUGGACAGAUUCGGUGAUGAUUUGUGUCAGCUAUUGUUGUCUUAUCUCUUACUCGAAGACCGAUUCCGUAACGAAUGUGUGUCCAAACAGUUCCAGAGGACAGUCUUCGAGAGUGUUGUGGACAUCACUCUUAACGAGAAACUCAUCCGUAAAGCAAAACAACAAAAGGAAACCUUAAGCCAAGUGUUGGCCACAAUUGCCACAAACAAUCAAUUGUUCUCUACAUUUGGACGUCUGGUCACAAGAAUCUAUUGCAUGUCUUCACUCGUAAAGCAUUCACUCAGUUAUUGCCACCGAUUGUCUCAAUUACGAGCCGAACAAUUGUCUGAUGUCUUCGACAACACUUCUGGACAACUAUUAGUGACUAAUUUAAAGCGAUUCACAAUUAUUUACUAUUCGAGUGAAAGUAAGGGACAGUUGUCUGAAUUCGUGGCACAGAAUCAGUCCCUCAAAAGUCUAGUCGUCAUUAAGCCGUCUAAGAAUGCGAAGAAUAACCAGAAUUUGCCCGAAAUAUACAACCAAUUGUCACGAUUACCGCAAUUACGGGAUUUGACACUCGAUUUAUAUCUACAUAACAUCCUAUUGAACGAUAUUUUGCGUAUAAUUGGCUUAAACUGCAAACAAUUGCAACGAUUGGCACUUAUCUUACGCCCAACUUAUUUCAAACUCAACCAGACAUUGGACUCAUUGAGACUUUUUUGCCGAUUAAAACGAUUGCAUUUAGCUAUUAGUCGGUCUGUCGUCAGUCGCCAAUUGUUGGAACCGUUGAAACUCUGCCACCGAUUAACACAUUUAACACUAGAUAUCGACGAAAUGAGUGACAAAUUACUGACUGAUUGUGACAAACAUUUACCAAGACUUCAAUACCUAUCCAUCAAAACUAAUGCAAUCACUCGCGAGGAUUUGGAUCACAUCUCGAGUCUACCGGCGCUGCAAAUGCUUGUCAUCGAGAAUUGCAGUAAAAGCGAUGAUCUCUCGGAUAAUGAUUUCAAUUAUCUGUUGUCCAGAAGUCUUAAACUCAAGAACAUUGAAGUGAUUGAACAGAAAGUCUCAAAGUUUUAUUGCCGUAAAAAUGGGCAGCGAAUCUAUUCCAAGAACUCAAUGGACAGAUUCAGUAAUAAUUUGUGUGCACUUCUAUUAUCUUAUCUCUCACUUAAAGAGCGAUUUGUGUUUCAAUGUGUGUCCAAACGGUUCCAGAGGACAGUCUUCAGAAGUGUUGUCGACAUUGAUAUCGACGACGAACUCAUUAGACGAGUAAAUAAGUUCAAGAUUCCUCUCUUUAUAAUAAUGAACAUUAUAUGCGAAAAGUGUCCAAACAUUGAAAGCAUUGACUUUCGAAGUGUUGGAUACAGUAAUCAACACAUUCUCGAAUUGUUUCCAACAUUUAGACACAAAUUCCCGAAUUUGCGGGAAAUAUACUGUGAAUUGUUGUCAAACAGCGACCGAUGGAUACAACUGUUGGCACCACUUAUCACACGAAUCAGCGGUGAAUUGUCCUCAAAGAAGCCAUCUCUCAUUUUUUGCCGCCGAUUGUCUCGUUUGGUCGCGUAUCACAUGUCGGAUGUGUUCAGCGGCAGAACCACCGGAUUCUGGCCCGAACUGUUGUCUAUAUUUGUGGCACAGAAUCAGUGCCUCAAAUGUCUUAAUCUAUUCUACAUUACAUAUAAGACUAAAGAAGAUCUGCGAGAACUGUGCGAACAAUUGUCACGAUUAACACAAUUACGAGAAUUGAGUCUCAAAUUAGUGCUAAUCGAUGGCAUGAACUCAUUAUUACCGGCGCUGAAAACGCUUGUCAUUGAGAAUCAGUUAAGCGAUAGUCUGAGAGAUAAUGAUUUGAUAGUUUUGUUGUCUUCGAGUCCUAAACUCAAGACAAUGGAAAUCCGUGUAAACAAUGAGAAGAAGUUUUAUUCAAAAGUAAAAAUGUAA